This is a messenger RNA of Durio zibethinus, 1946 nucleotides long. RefSeq names its product serine/threonine-protein kinase BSK5-like. Gene Ontology annotation, biological process: brassinosteroid mediated signaling pathway; protein phosphorylation. Gene Ontology annotation, molecular function: protein kinase activity; ATP binding; protein binding. The record is from RefSeq and is a predicted model, not a curated record. Lineage: Eukaryota; Viridiplantae; Streptophyta; Magnoliopsida; Malvales; Malvaceae.
AGAAAAAGAAAUUUGGAUCCAAAAAGUUGAAAGAUUCUUCUUGUUUUUUUAAUUUUCUCUUACUUUCUCACUUCCCAAACACUCUCCUUCCUCUUUAGCACUAGCAUUGCUCUUGGUCACUUUCAAUCCUCAAAUAUCCGUCAAAGCUCAAAGCAAAGAAAAUCGAAAAAAAACCAACUUUUUGUUUGUUUUUUUAGUUUGGUUGAAAUUUUAGGUUUAAGCCAAUGGGAGCUCGUUGCUCCAAACUAUCACUUUGCUGGUGGCCGUCAAAUAUCAAGUCAAACCUUAAGGACUCUUCCGAUCUCGAGAAUGGGAAGGAAGCGUUACCUGGAUUCAGCGAGUACAGCUUGGAACAAUUAAGAGCUGCCACCUCAGGUUUCUGUACAGACAACAUUGUAUCGGAGCAUGGAGAGAAAGCUCCGAAUGUAGUUUACCGAGGGACGCUCGACGAGGAUCUUUUCAUCGCCGUUAAACGCUUCAAUAGAUCGGCUUGGCCUGAUCCUCGACAGUUCCUUGAGGAAGCGAGGGCGGUUGGACAGUUAAGAAGCGAGCGAUUGGCCAAUUUGAUUGGUUGUUGCUAUGAAGGAGAUGAAAGAUUGUUAGUUGCUGAGUUUAUGCCUAAUGAAACUCUCUCUAAGCAUCUUUUUCACUGGGAGAAUCAGCAUAUGAAAUGGGCGAUGAGGCUGAGAGUGGCGCUAUAUCUAGCGCAAGCGCUUGAAUAUUGCAGUAGUAGAGGGAGGGCUUUAUACCAUGACCUUAAUGCUUAUAGAAUCUUGUUUGAUCAGGACUGUAAUCCCAGACUCUCUAGCUUUGGCCUUAUGAAGAAUAGCAGAGAUGGAAAAAGUUACAGUACAAACUUGGCUUUCACCCCUCCGGAGUACCUAAGGACGGGAAGGGUUAUUCCGGAGAGUGUGGUUUACAGUUUUGGCACCCUAUUACUUGAUCUUCUCAGCGGCAAGCAUAUACCACCAAGCCAUGCACUUGACCUAAUACGUGGAAAAAACUUUCUGAUGCUAAUGGACUCAUGUCUGGAGGGUCAUUUUUCAAAUGACGAUGGAACUGAAUUAGUGCGACUAGCUUCACGCUGUCUGCAAUAUGAACCUCGUCAGAGGCCAAAUGUAAAGUCUCUUGUAACUGCUCUUACUCCGCUUCAGAAGGAAACUGAGGUUCCAUCACAUGUUUUGAUGGGCAUUCCACAUGGAACAGCAUCCUCAAAGCAAACAAUGUUACUAACGCCUUUGGGAGAAGCAUGCUCAAGAAUGGAUCUUACCGCAAUACAUGAACUUUUAGAGAAAAUAGGAUACAAAGAUGACGAGGGAAUUGCAAAUGAGCUUUCUUUCCAAAUGUGGACAGAUCAGAUACAGGAGACUCUGAAUUCAAAAAAGCGUGGGGAUACUGCUUUCCGAGUAAAAGACUUUGGAACAGCCAUUGAAUGUUACACUCAUUUUAUUGAUGGUGGGACGAUGGUAUCACCAACUGUGUUUGCCAGACGCGGCUUAUGCUACUUGAUAAAUGACAUGCCACAAGAAGCGCUUGGUGAUGCAAUGCAAGCCCAGGUAAUAUCUCCUGAGUGGCCCACAGCAUUCUAUCUCCAAGCAGCUGCUCUGUUUAUCCUUGGGAUGGACAACGAUGGGCAGGAAACCCUCAAAGAUGGUACAAACUUGGAAGCCAAAAAACAUAGAAACUAAAAGUGUAUAGCCCUUUUUUUUUCCUUUCACUUUUUAAAUAUAUCUUCCUGUCUUAUUUCCCCCUUUCGCAUUAUUUAUGUUUCCUCAGCACCACAGAGUAAUUGUAACCUUUAAUAUUCUGGUUAUGGUGUUUGUUCUCUUUUAUUCUCAUCCUGAACACUAUAUUUUAAGAUGAUAGCAAGAAUGAAAUUUUCAUUUUUGAGUUUGACAUCAAGAAGAUCUACCUAUCAAUCAUGUGCCCCUAUAUAUACAGAUUGA